AUGGCAGAUGGCGGAGGGAUGAGGGAAUCGGUCAAGGAGAGUGCAAAAGAUAACAGAAUAUAGGUUGGAAAAGUGACAAAAUAGUGGGUGAGGCUAGUGGAUGUCCUUGAGUGGAGACAUAAAAUAAGGUGAUAGUGAAAGAGAGGGUGUGUGAGGAAUAUAGGAUAAUAAUAAAAAAAGAGAUAUAAACAAAGAAAAAGCUGGGUGUGGUGGGUUCGUGAUGUGGCUCUCGCAGCUUUGGCGUGAUCUCUCUCUCUCUCUCUCUCUCCUCGAGGUCCGAAAAUGGAUGAGAAGACACAGCAAGAGCGAGAAGAAGCCCACCGCCUCAAAACCUUAGCAGAGCAGAAAUACAAGUCUUCCAACCUCAAAUCAGCCCUAAAAUACGCCAAGAGAGCUCACCGUCUCUUCCCCAAACUCGAUGGCCUCUCCGAAACCCUCACCGCCUUCAAAAUCCUCCGCGUCGCCGCCACCGCAAGCGCAACACUGGACUGGUACAAGGUCCUCCAGAUCGAGCCUUUCUCUCACAUCAACACCAUCAAGAAACAGUACAAGAGGCUCGCCCUAGCCCUGCAUCCAGACAAGAACCCCUUCGCUGCCUCGGAAGAAGCGUUUAAGCUCGUCGGCAAUGCGUUUUGUGUGUUAUCCGAUAAGUCUCUCGGCAAGACCUAACAUACACAACUCUCA
This is a messenger RNA of Camellia sinensis, 684 nucleotides long. The record is from RefSeq and is a predicted model, not a curated record. NCBI's taxonomy places the organism in Eukaryota, Viridiplantae, Streptophyta, Magnoliopsida, Ericales, Theaceae.